AUGCAAGUCGAAAAGCAAAACGUAGUCACGACGUUGAAUUACUGGGACGACCCUGGGGAUGGGUCCGAACCCACCCCUAUUUAUAUAGGCAAAGGACGCAUCACCAAUGAACGGCCGCACCGCGCACACCCUUUUGUUAUACACGACAUCACUGGCGACGAGGACAAGUACACCCUCGACGGCCAUGGGUUCCAGUACUGCCACCAUGAGAGUCAGGACAAGGACUUUACCGAUGAGGCCAACAUAGAGUUCGUCUACUACCGCGAGUGCGAGGAGCUGCUCAAGUCCAUCACCGGCGCCAAAAGCGUCCACGUCUUCAACCACAAGGUGCGCCGGGGACCUACGCAGUGGCACCACCUGGGGCUACAGAACCUCAAGAACCGCGGGCCCGUCACAAAGACGCACGUCGACCAGUCGUACCACGGCGCCGAGCUCAGGCUGCGGUGGGAGUUCCCCGACGAGGCCGACGAGCUGGUCAAGCGGCGCUACCAAAUCAUCAACGUCUGGCGGCCCAUAGAGACAAUACGCAAGGACCCAAUCGCGGUGGCGGACUCGUCCACGGUUCCAGACCAGGACCUGGUCGAGGCCAUCAUGGUCGAGAACGACUUUGAGGGGAAGCAGUGGGUGGUUCGCCACAACCCGGAGCAUCGCUGGCACUACAAACGGUGCAUGACGCCACAGGACGUGCUGCUCAUAAAGUGCUUCGACUCGGACACCACAGGCGUGGCGCGGAGGGCUCUGCACUCGGCGUUUGAGGAUCCGAGCACCGCACAUCUGGACAGUCGGCAGAGCAUCGAGGUCCGAUGUCUGGUUUGCUACGGUUGA
Messenger RNA from Pyricularia oryzae 70-15, 825 nucleotides. RefSeq lists its product as uncharacterized. Gene Ontology annotation, molecular function: oxidoreductase activity. NCBI's taxonomy places the organism in Eukaryota, Fungi, Ascomycota, Sordariomycetes, Magnaporthales, Pyriculariaceae. The transcript has a single exon. The record is from RefSeq and is a predicted model, not a curated record. The coding region runs from base 1 to 825 and encodes 274 amino acids.